ACAACCAUAAACAAAUAACAAGCAAAAACACUGGAACUAUAAAUGAAUAUAUACCAAACACACGAUGAAGAAGGAAUAUGAGAAUUUCACAGAAAGUGAAGUUGCGCAGGAAAGGAAAACCCUAAGUUUCACAGGAAAAAAAGUUUUGACCAAGGAGAAAGCGAAGUCUAAGAGCGUAUUCCACUUUAAAAUUGGCUUCGAGAAGCAUAGUGUUCAACAGGAUGAAAGGCUGUUAGCUAAUCGCGAAUAUGGCUUGCAAGCUGUCAAAGGUACGAAUACUCCAUAUCCGAAGAGGUCUAAGGGGAUUGAUUCAGAGGUACUGAAGGCAAGACUCGAAGCAACAACCAGCUCAUCCGUAAACGUUUUCGAUCCAGUGCGACAUGAACCAUCACAUUCGACCCAAACUUUCCAUAUGAAACGGAAGCUUUUUGACAAGGGGGAGUUCACCAUCUGCAAAGGUCGAAAAAUGAGCGAUGUUUACCAUCCCGCAAAGCGAUCUCAGGAAACUGUUUCUGGUCCGGGCCACCGAGGAACAGCCAGAGAGAGCAAUUUCAAUGAAGUAAGGAUCUUCUGCGCUGAAAACAACAUAAAAUUAGUUAGUUAGUGAUUCGUUAAGAAGCAACUCUGCUCCACUGCAUUUUCUUUUGUUGUCAUCGAAUUAAGUGGAGGAAUUAAAUUCAGGAGUCGGGACUUCCAUCUUCGCAUCUCCACUAGCUGUCUCUCUUUUUGUGGUGUCACUCACCGGCGAUAAAUGAUGCCAAGUGCAGCGGAAAAACCGGAAUGCCAGUGAGAGUGCUGAUGUGAAGUGUUCUGACUAGAAGAUACCCGCUACUCAUAUUACUACUUUACUCACUCUUCCUACUUCAAAGCGUUUGACAGAGAAUUAAACUUAUUUUGC
Molecule: messenger RNA, 898 nt
Organism: Drosophila eugracilis
Lineage: Eukaryota; Metazoa; Arthropoda; Insecta; Diptera; Drosophilidae
Exons: 1
Coding region: 65-604 (179 amino acids)
Source: RefSeq, a predicted model, not a curated record